GAUAAGGUGAAGUUGAACCCACUUCUGUUAAGCACGAAAUUCACGCGUUUGCGAAUCACGACUGGCCAUACACGCUGACGAGAAGGUUGAGUAGACACGUUAAAAAGAAGGCUAGAUUGGAAACAUGUUGCUCGUUACAACUUUAACUAUUUUAUUUGCGGCACGUGCCAGUGCCUACACUGCCGAAGAUCCUGACGAUGCCUCUAUUUCUAUAUUGGUGAAAAGGCUGUUCGAAAAAGACUCGAAUUCAUACCGGAAUUUGCUUGCAGCACGUGCCGGUGCUGACUUUGAUGAAGACCUUGCUGUAACCCGUCAUUCCCGUUUGGUGACGCCGGUACCAGAGGACUCAAAUUCAUACCGGGAUUUGCUUGCAGCACGUGCAGGUGCUGACUUUGAUGAAGAUUUUGCUAUGACCCGGCAUUCGCCAUUGGUGACGCCGGUACCAGCAUACCGUACUGAGAACCUAGAUGAGAGCCCGAAAUCUUCAUUGGUGGAUACAAUAUUUAAAAAG
This is a messenger RNA of Ruditapes philippinarum (Manila clam), 511 nucleotides long. RefSeq lists its product as uncharacterized. The record is from RefSeq and is a predicted model, not a curated record. Lineage: Eukaryota; Metazoa; Mollusca; Bivalvia; Venerida; Veneridae.